UUUGUAGUCUUUCUCAAUUAGUCUGUGCAUUUUGUCUUGCUUGAUCUGAAAAUUCAAUUUAUCCUUUUAACAAUUUUAUUCUGUUAAGUAUUCUCUUGAACGGGAGAUGAAUUUUUCAUUGGGUAAUUUAAACCCCUUCUUCAUCUUCCUAAUUCUUUGGAUGCUUUUCACCUUAUUUUGUUAUUUAUGUUUGCUAACACCAUACUGUUAUAUUAUUACAUAUGUUGUUUAUUUUGUAUUAGACUAAUGCAGCGGAGGGAGAUGUAGAGACAUCAACUCUUGAAAUUCUAAUUCCAAGUCUCAUUUGUCUUCCAAUCUUCUAAUGAUUUCUUUGGUUGGGUUUAUUUUUUUAUAUUUUAGUUGGAAUUUAUCACGAAACAAAAAAUCAUAAGAAUGAAGCUAAAAAAAGUUAUGCCCAUUUUUUAACCUCCAUCAAUACAUAGAAAUCAAUUGAGAAAGACGCUGAACAAAAAGAAAAAGCUCAGGGAGAAAGAAAGAAGAGGAUGAAAUAAAGAGUCUUUUUUUUUUAAUUAAACUUGAGUAACUUGUACAACCGGUUAUAGGUAAAGAAAUUAAAAGGAGUGGGUGAUGUGGCCAACUAUUAUUGGAGUGUGUCAAAGGAGUGUGUUAAAAGGUUUGACACUAGCAUUUCUCUAAUAUUAAAUACACGCGCCUAUUAAAUCAGAACCACAUGCACGGGUUUGUUGUACUUUGAAUAAAUGAAGUAAUCAACAUCAUAAACAUAUUUCCCGUUUUCUAACACUAUGAUUCUUUUUUUCAUUAUCUUUAGACUUUUCCUCACUCCCUCUCUUAAUUGUGAUCAGAGAAAUCAACAUCGUUAACAAUGUGACGCAUAGAACAAAACUCUUGGCUUAGAGUAGAGUCAACAAGUCAACCAUAACUGCUUCACUUUGGAACUUAGUUUUCUCCUUUAACCAUUUUUCACAUGUUGCAAUCGUCAGUGAAAGAAAUGGAUUCCAUAAUCAUGGCUUGGUGUUGAUUAUAUCUCUAUUUUUGUAUUUUACUACCAAUUUUGUUGCUUUCUAUGUGUUCGCUGAAAUGUUUGAGAGGCCACUGAAUGCAUAGGAACUGUGUUUCACAUAUUGCUUUACUACCAAAAUGACUAAAGAUAUUCUUGAAGAGUCCCUUUUGAAGGGUGAAGCUAGUGUAAGCAACAACAGUUUUGAUUCCAAAAAGGCAGAAGAAAAUGAAAUUUUAACCAGUUAUUCAAGAGCUGGAUUUUUCAGCAUUCUCACUUUCUCAUGGAUGACUCCACUUAUAACAUUAGGGAGUAAAAAGACCUUAAACCAUCAAGACCUUCCACUUCUUUCUACCAAUGACACUGCCUAUGGAUCUUUUUCAACUUUCAGAAAAAAGCUUGAGUUGGAGUGUGGUAAUGUUAGGACUGUGACAACUAUUAAGCUCGCCAAGGUGCUGUUUUUAUCGACAUGGAAAUGGAUUCUUAUAUCUGGCAUAUUUGCAUUCUUGUACGUGUGUGCUUCUUAUGUUGGACCUUACCUUAUUGACAACCUUGUUCAAUAUCUCAAUGAUGAAAACAAGGUUAAAAAUGAAGGCUAUGUUUUGGCUACAACAUUUGUUGUGGCGAAAGUUGUUGAGUAUCUUUCGCAAAGGCACAUGCUGUUUAAGUUCCGACAGGUUGGUGUUAGGAUGCAAUCAAUGUUGUUGUCAAUGAUCUAUGCUAAAGGUUUGACACUUUCGUGUCAAUCAAAAGAGAGACAUAGCAGUGGCGAAAUCAUCAACAUAAUGACUGUUGAUGCUCAAAGGAUAGGUGAAUUUUGUUGGUAUAUGCAUGAUCCAUGGAUCGCUGUUCUACAAAUUUCUUUGGCUUUGUUUAUUCUUCAUAAAAAUGUCGGGGUUGCUUCAGUAGCUGCUUUUGCGGCAACUGUUAUUGUGAUGUUGCUAAACCUUCCUAUGACUUCACUGCAAGAGAGGUUCCAAGCUAAGUUAAUGGAGUUCAAGGAUAAAAGAAUGAAGGCGACGUCUGAGGUUCUAAUGAACAUGAGGAUUCUUAAACUGCAAGCAUGGGAGAUGAAGUUCUUAUCAAAGAUUAUUCAGCUCAGGAAGUUAGAGGAGAUGUGGCUAAAGAAAUUUCUGGUUGUUACCGCAAUUGUUAAAUUUCUUUUCUUUAGCGCCCCGACAUUUGUUGCUGUUGUUACUUUCGGUGCUUGUUUUCUUCUAGGCAUUCCACUUGAAACAGGAAAGAUCUUAUCUGCUCUUGCAACAUUCAGAAUUCUUCAAAUUCCUAUCUAUAAUAUUCCUGACACAAUUUCAGUGAUUGCACAAACCAAGGUUUCCCUCGAUAGGGUUGUCGUUUUUCUUCGUCUAGAUGAUUUGCAGAACGAUGUGGUGGAGAAGGUUCCGCGAGGUACUUCUGAUAUAGCAAUUGAAAUAGUUGAUGGAAAUUUCUCUUGGGAUUUAUCUUCUGUCAAUGCAACGUUGAAAAACAUAAAUCUUAGAGUUUUUCAUAGUAUGAGGGUUGCUGUUUGUGGUACUGUUGGAUCAGGCAAGUCGAGUUUACUUUCUUGUAUAAUAGGUGAAAUGCCAAAGAUAUCUGGUAACUUGAAGGUGUGUGGAACAAAAGCUUAUGUUUCUCAAUCACCAUGGAUACAGAGUGGAAAGAUAGAAGAGAACAUACUGUUUGGGAGAGAGAUGGAUAGGGAAAAGUAUGAGAAAGUGCUAGAAGCAUGUUCCUUGAAGAAAGACCUAGAGGUUCUACCAUUUGGGGAUCAGACCAUUAUUGGAGAAAAAGGAAUCAAUUUGAGUGGUGGACAGAAGCAAAGAGUACAGAUAGCACGUGCUCUUUAUCAAGAUGCCGAUAUAUAUCUACUCGAUGAUCCCUUUAGUGCUGUUGAUGCUCACACAGGAUCCCAUCUUUUUAAGGAGUGUUUGCUUGGCCUUUUGAAAACAAAAACUGUGAUAUACAUAACACAUCAAGUAGAGUUCUUACCGGAUGCUGAUUUGAUACUGGUCAUGAAAGAAGGAAGGAUAACUCAAUCGGGAAAGUACAAUGAUAUUCUUACGUCAGGGACCGAUUUUAUGGAACUUGUAGGCGCACAUAGAGCAGCGUUGUCUUCAGUUAAAUCCUUACAGAGAAGGCCUACAUUUAAAACAUCGCGUAUAACCGGAGAAGAUACAGGUUCAUUAAGUGAUUUUGAACUUGAGCAAGAAAUCGAAAAAGUAGAUGAUCCAAACGACAAGUUAGAUGAAACAAUUGUGCCGAAAGGCCAACUUGUUCAAGAAGAAGAAAGUGAAAAGGGUAGUGUUGGGUUUAAAUUGUUUUGGAAAUACCUAACAACAGCUUAUGGAGGGGCUCUUGUACCUUUCCUAUUUCUUUCACAGAUACUCACUGUGGUUUUACAAAUUGCAAGCAAUUAUUGGAUGGCUUUGGCAACUCCUGUUUCAGCAACUGCAGAACCUGGUGUUGAAAGCUUUACUGUGAUGGUUGUCUAUGUUUCUUUGGCAAUUGGAAUUUCCUUUUCCACCCUUGUCAGAGCUUUUCUUGCUGCGAUAGCUGGAUACAAGACCGCCACCAUGCUCUUCAAUCAAAUGCAUUUGAGCUUCUUUCGAGCGCCAAUGUCAUUUUUCGAUUCCACCCCAAGUGGAAGAAUUCUUAAUAGAGCUUCAGCAGACCAAAGUACAGUAGAUAUGGAUAUUUCAGAUCUAGUGUGGGGAUUUACCUACAAUCUGAUUCAGCUAUUGGGAAGUAUUGCUGUGAUGUCACAAGCUGCUUGGCAGGUGUUCGUAGUAUUGAUUCCUGUCGUGGCAGCUUGCAUAUGGUACCAGCGAUACUACUCAGCCUCAGCACGGGAAUUGGCACGAUUAACUGGUAUAUGCCAAGCGCCAGUAAUACAACAUUUUUCGGAAACGAUAUCCGGAUCAACAACCAUAAGAUGUUUUGAGCAAGAAUCAAGAUUUAAUGAAAUGAAUAUGCAAUUGAUAGACAAAUAUUCCCAACCUAAAUUAUACAGUUCUAGUGCAAUUGAAUGGUUGAAUUUCAGAUUGGGUAUUUUAUCCUCUACCAUAUUUGCUUUCUGCUUGGUUUUCUUGGUGUCUUUUCCAAAUUCAAUAGCUGAUCCUAGCAUUGCGGGAUUGGCUGUGACAUAUGGGAUUAGUCUUAAUGCUGUACAAUUCAAAUUAAUUUGGUUUCUUUGCAAUUUGGAGAACAAAAUUGUAUCUGUAGAAAGAAUACUUCAGUACACCUCCAUCCCAAGUGAAUCACCUCUUGUAAUAAAAGACAAUCAACCAGAUCAUUCUUGGCCAUCACUCGGAGAAGUCCACGUCCAGGAUUUACAGGUUCAAUAUGCCCCUCACUUGCCUCUUGUUUUAUGCGGACUUACAUGCACUUUUACUGCUGGAGCAAAAACUGGCAUUGUGGGAAGAACAGGAAGUGGAAAAACAACCUUAGUGCAAGCCCUUUUUAGACUUGUUGAGCCUGUUGCAGGACAAAUAUUGAUAGAUAACAUCAACAUCUCAUUGAUUGGAGUCCAUGAUUUACGGUCCAGACUAAGCAUAAUUCCUCAGGAUCCAACAAUGUUUGAAGGGACUGUAAGAAGUAACCUCGACCCGCUGGAAGAGUACACAGAUGAACAAAUUUGGGAGGCUCUUGAUAUGUGCCAACUUGGAGAUGAAGUGAGAAAGAAAGAAAGCAAGCUUGACUUCACAGUAACUGAGAAUGGAGAAAACUGGAGCAUGGGUCAAAGGCAAUUAGUCUGCCUCGGCCGUGUUCUCCUUAAGAAAAGCAAGAUCUUAGUGCUCGAUGAAGCUACUGCAUCAGUCGAUACGGCUAUGGAUAAUAUAAUUCAACAGACAGUUAAGCAACAUUUCUCUGAUUGCUCCGUCAUUACCAUUGCUCAUAGAAUAACUUCAAUCCUCGACAGCGACAUGGUUUUGUUUCUCGGUGAAGGGCUUAUUGAGGAAUAUGAUUCACCAAAGAAGUUGCUUAAGGACAAAUCUUCAUCUCUUGCUCAACUAGUUGCAGAAUACACAAGGAGGUCAAACACUGGUUUUGGAAGAUGAGAGCUAAAUUAAACUAGACUAAAAGUUGUAAGUUUUAAGAAUGGUAUAACAUUAAUGAAUAAUAUAUGUUUGUGGAGUACUAGCAUUUACACCCCACACCACUCACAAAGAUGAAAGAGCUUGCACUACAUUUUUAUGAGGUUCCUCAAAAAUACCCUAUAGGGAGUUCCCCACCCCGGUGAGAAAUCAAAAAUAGCUCUAGAAUUUGGAAAUGUAUCUCCGAGCGCACAUUUUUUACACACAUUUUAGCAUUCGUAAGGGAAACACUUCUAAAGAAAUCUGCAACUCCCUUAAAAAUCUGUAGCGUAGUUUUCUCUAAUAUUUUUCGUUUACACUUUACGUUUUAAGACUCUCCCACAUCUCAUUGAAUAAUUCAUAAACCCUUCUAAAUGAAUUUACUCUUUCUGUUUAGAUUUUUGUUUUUUUUUAAUGCAGAUCUAUGGUUUGAGCAGAUAAAAAACAGAGCAGUAGCAGUAAUGUAAAACACUGGGUCAGUUUAAUGUAAUCCAAGGUUUAAUAAUCUUUUAGAAAUGUGACCAAAUCAAUUGUAACUUGCCACAUUCUUAUGCAGCACAAUGCAAAUUAACACCACACAAGUUGAAAUCUACUAGGAAAAAACUGAAAAGAGGAACUUAAGUUCAAGUCUACAAGUUUAGGGGUGGCAACAUUUAGGGAAAUGCAUCUCCGAAUUUGAACAAUUUUUAGUUAAAAUAGAGACAUCUCACUUGCAACGUCUUUGUUAGUGUGAUUUUAGGUGCAUUUGGAGAUGUUUUUCUGGACACAGCAAGAGCAUUUUUAAAUUUUGGGUUAAAUACUAUUCACCCCCUGCCAAAUUAGCGAGAUUCGGUUUUCCCCCUUAUUAAAAAAAAAUUUAGCCUUCGCCCCUUAGAAAACAAGAUUCUGUUUUCAGACACCCCCUAUCCCUUGUUUGGCUGACUGGGCGAGGGGAAUCUUGUUGACUAGGCAUGGUAUCUUGCUGACUGGGCAUGUUUUCGGAAAGCUUGCAAAAUUGCAAAUAAUCAAACUUGCAAAACCUGAGUUUUGAAC
Molecule: messenger RNA, 6084 nt
Organism: Vicia villosa (hairy vetch)
Lineage: Eukaryota; Viridiplantae; Streptophyta; Magnoliopsida; Fabales; Fabaceae
Product: ABC transporter C family member 3-like
Exons: 10
Coding region: 1120-5037 (1305 amino acids)
Biological process (GO): transmembrane transport
Cellular component (GO): plant-type vacuole; vacuolar membrane
Molecular function (GO): ATP hydrolysis activity; ATP binding; ABC-type transporter activity
Source: RefSeq, a predicted model, not a curated record